GUCCAAGCCCGGCCCAAACCGGGUUAGGCUCGUCGGGUCCGGCAAGCUACCCGCCCAUUUCCACCCUUAGUAACCCUACCCUACUCGCCUCAGACUUGCUUCUUCUUCUUCCUCUUCGGCGGGAAGAAUUCCUCUCCCAAUAUCUAUUUUGCCCCUCUGUAGAUCAGAUAUCUACUUCUCUGCCACCACAUACGAUAAGACACAGAGAGAGAGAGAGAGAGAGAGAGAGAGAGAGAGAGAGAGAGAGAGAGAGAGAGAUGCUUCCUUUCAUGCCUUCUUUCCCUUCUCUUCCCAAUCAAAUCCAAGCCCAUGGAAGCAACGAUUCAAACCAACAACAGGUGAAUUCGAGCAAUCCAAGCAGCAAUCUCACCCAUCCAUUUUCAUGCUCGUCGUGUACCCACCAAAUUCCUCCCCAGUUACAUGCUCUCAACAGUCAAUUCCUGAACCCGGUGAUGAUGCCGUUCAAUAAUGGAAAUACCCAUUUGAGUAACUUGCAUGGAAAUGGCAUAGUGAUUCCAAAUGGGCCACCUUCAAUGCCUUCGCACCGUUUCCCAAAUGCUGCUGCUAAUAAUCACCACAUGGUGCAAAAUGGUUAUGUGGGCAUGCCUCAAAAUUCAAAUCAAGUUGCACCAUCACCAAUACAUGGGCAAUUUUGUAAUUUGCCACAAAAUCUAAACCAAAUGGCGUUCAUGCAACCAAACGGGCAAUUCUUACCACAAAACCAUCUACAGAAUAUGAACCAAAUCAUGCUUGCAGGGUGUUUGCAUGCACAAAAUUUGAAUAAAAAUAUGCCAUUGCAACCACUUGGGCAGUGUUGUGCUCAUAAUCUGCCUCAAAGUCUGAACCAACUUAUGGGUUUGCCAAACGCGCAGUUCUGUUCGAACCAAAUGCAGAAUUUCAAUCAAGUACUGCCUUCACAUUGUUUGCAACACCCCAUGAGUCACACUCAUGUCUCUCCUCUUAACAUCCAUCCAAGCUCUCAACCUCCACAUGUACCGGGUUCUCAAAAUCCUAAUUUCUCUAUGAAUCCUCAAUUGGCCGCGGCGAAUUCUAAUGUGAAUCCCAAUAAUGCGGUCUUAUCUAAUGAAGCCACAAAAUUCAAUAACCAAGAUCCACAUAUCUUUAGCCCAUCUAUUGUGGGUCAGAAUGCCAUCCAAGGAUCCUCUGUUGCCACUCAGCACUUACAAGGGAGCCUAUUUCCAUCACUUGCCCAAGGUCCAGCGCAAAUUCUUCAGCCUCAAAAGAACAUGCAACCUGGUGGAUUCAAUCAGUCACAGGGGAAUGGCAUUCAAGGUGGAAAUAAUAAUGUCUCAAAUAUCAACCAAGGAAGUCCUACGACGAAGAACUUCAAUAGAAAUCUUCAUGGAUCUGGGAGAUUCCAGAAAUCUCAGUUUCACAACGUGUCAAAUGCAACGGCAAAGUUCACAAACACUGCCGGCAACUGGGGAAAAGGGAACUGCAACAGGGGAGCUGCAAAACCUCAUCCUGCAAACUCGAACAAAAAGGCCGUGCCAGAAUUUAAGAGAUCGCUUCCUUUGACCUAUACAGAAGAAGAAAUUCGACAAUGGCGUGAAGAGCGCAAAAAGAAUUUCCCAUCAAAAUCAAACAUGGAGAAGAAAUUGGCUGGAAGACAUGAAAAUGCUGAUGCCAACGACACGGAUGCCAAAAUUCGGCGCCAGCAACUGAAGGACAUCCUAGCCAAACAGGCGGAGUUGGGCGUCGAAGUUGCGGAAAUCCCGCCAAACUAUCUCUCAGAAACUGAAAACCAAGGUGGUAAAAGAGACGACAUGAAAAUGGGGCGUAAUAGAAAGGGUAGAUUCCGAAACAAGUAUGAUAAAAGAGGAGAUCACGGUCGAGAGAACGGGUGGGCCAAGAAACAAAAGUUGGAACAGGACAAGCAAUCUCUACCGUCUGUCCCAAGCAAGAGGAAUCCGACCCUACUAGAGAAGCUGCUGAGCGCGGAUAUAAAGAGAGAUAAGAGCCAUCUGUUGCAAGUUUUCAGGUUCAUGAUGUUGAAUUCUUUCUUCGAGGGUGGACCCAAAAAGCUGUUGGAGUUCCCUUUGAUUACGGUGAAAGAUGUGGGCCUCAAGGACGAGAUUGACAAAGGAAAGGUUUCUUUGCGUGGGGGUGAUGAUGCUGUAUCGGCCAAGGAAACCGAAAGUCAACCACAAGAUCUUAGUGUGGUCGAUGAUGAUGAUGAUGAUCAAGAUAGUAAAGGAGAAGUGAUGGUUUACGGGUAUGUCAGUGGAAAGGGUUGUGCCACGGAGCAGAUUGAGAAACCAGAGGCAGAAGAGGGAGAAAUCACAGACUAGAAAUUGAAAUGGUUGUAAGGAAUUGCAUUCCACCAGUGCUUUCCAUGCACCGAGUGCAUGUGUUCAAUCGUUUGUAGUGUUUGGAACUGUUGAUCUGAUGGGCUACAGUGUGGUGGGCCAUAGGCUGGAGAUUGUAAGAUUGUGGUCUGAGUGGACGACCCUGACCACCUGAUGUGAAUUUUGCCUGUUGAAUAUGGGCCGUCGCAUGUUUCUAUCGAAUAGCCUGUUUCCAUGUCAGCAAAUAUAACCCAAUAGAUUGAUUCUCGAGUUAUCGGCCAACCACGUGGUGGCCUGCCAAAUCAAUGGUCCUGAUCACCAUAGAUGAGUAUGAUGCAUAUAAUAGAGAGCCUUUCUUGUAUUUCCUUUGUUAAGUCUAGGAUUGACAAAUUCAGGUACUGGGCCUGUUUGGGUGCCACAUAAAAUUGAGUUCCAUCUCA
This is a messenger RNA of Magnolia sinica, 2749 nucleotides long. RefSeq lists its product as uncharacterized. The transcript has 8 exons. Lineage: Eukaryota; Viridiplantae; Streptophyta; Magnoliopsida; Magnoliales; Magnoliaceae. Gene Ontology annotation, molecular function: RNA binding. The record is from RefSeq and is a predicted model, not a curated record. Gene Ontology annotation, biological process: box C/D snoRNP assembly. Gene Ontology annotation, cellular component: nucleus. Bases 258 to 2312 code for a protein of 684 amino acids.